ACAUCCCUAUAUCAUAGGGUGGUGGUAAAAGAUGGUCAACCAAUUUCUCAUCCACCAACACACACACAGCAACCAAAUCUGGUCUUCCAAUCCAGACACAACAAUACCAAUAAAUAUUUUAACAUUGUAACGUUUUGACACACACGAGGGGGGGGCACUUGACUCUCUUUCCUUUUGGGGUUUUACCAAAACAAUAGAAGAAGAAGAGAAGAAGAAAAAAGCUUCAUUACUCAACCCUCUCCCCCUAUGGGCUAUGGCCGUCUAAUCUUCUUCUCUCUUUAACACGAAGCAGAUUCAUCACAGACAAAGAGAGACCCUUUAUUGCAAGCUCACUUUUCUCCAAAUUUCUUCUUAUUCUUCUCCAAAAGAAGGAGGAUUCUGGUGGUGGUGGUGAGGCAUAAUUUUUUAAUUUGAUAGAUUAUGUCGAAAAAUGAAUCAGGUGGUAGUAGCCCAGGUUGGACUGCAGCGUUUUUUAUGCAGACAACAGAAGAAGUUGCAAGAGCUGUUGUAGCUGCAGCUACUGGUGCUAAUAACCCUGGUCAUUCGCCACGCCCGUCCGUUGUUUUUUCGUCUAAAGAUGAUAGUAAUAGCCAACUACAGAAAUUACAGCGGCAGGUUACGAAAGUGUUAAAGGGAUGGUCACCACCUGCGGAAGUCAAAAGAGUUACUUACAAUCCUGAGGUGUUAACUAGCUUGAAACGACAAUGGGCAAGGUUUCAGUCGCUGUCAUUGGAUCAUAAGUCAAUAAAGGAGCCCACCAAGCUUUUCGAGAGUAUGGUAGUUGUUGGACUUCAUCCUAACACUGAUGUUCAGACACUACAAAACAUGAUAUUAGCCAGAAAAUCUGAAGGGUCGGGUAAAUUGCGAAGUGCUCUGGGUUGCAAUCAUUCAGCGCGUGUUGAACCAAACCUUGAACCACAGGUUUUGUUUGUAUACCCUCCAGAAAAACAGCUGCCGCUCAAAUAUAAGGAUCUUGUAUCAUUCUGCUUUCCAGGAGGUCUGGAGGUUCAUGCUGUUGAAAGAACUCCUUCAAUGAGUGAGUUGAGUGAAAUUCUCCUUGGACAGGAACAUUUCAAACAAAGUGAUCUAUCCUUCGUAUUCCGUUUACAGGUGGCAGAUGAUUCAACUUUAUAUGGAUGCUGUAUGCUCGUUGAAGAAAUUGUACAAAAACCUUCAGGACUGAUUUCAAUGAUCUCAGAUAAACAACCUACCAGAUCGUCGGCUGGUCGUCAAAUUUUGACCACAAAGCGAUGUUACUGCAUCCUCACGCGUCUUCCUUUCUUUGAUUUACAUUUUGGUAUAUUGAAUAGCAUGUUCACUCAAGAAAGGUUGGAAUGGCUAACAAAAGGCUUUAGCGUGUUAGAUUUGGGUUCGCCAGAGGUAUAUAACAAGGAAGGAGAUUCACAAGAGAAAUGUGAGAGUAUUUUGUCACAGCAUGAAUGUGAAGAGAGUAUAAUCAUCACAUCUUCUGAAAUAAGCACAGAAGGUUCUACGCCUAGGAGCGACUAUGAGAGCCAAGUGGGAGAGUUUGAUACACCAAGGCAAGCAAAUGGUCAUAAUGUGGUUCUUCCAAACAAUUCUGAAAUAGAACAACUCACACCUCAAAGGGAAUCUAGAGAUGCUCAUAACAUUGGCAUUGAUGAACUCUCUGCGAGGAAACUACCCAAUGAAAAGAAGUUACCUGAUGCGGUUCUUCCUCUGUUGCGGUAUCAUCAGUAUGAAAGCUCUGAAUCUUCUUCCAGUUUUCAGGGUUCACCAUGUGACGACAGGAUUUUUAGGGGUUGUGUGGAUGAGGCGGAUACAGAGGAAGCUUCUUCCUCUGGCCAGGAAGAUUCCAGUGACUACAACGAGGUUCUUGAAUGGGCCAAGGCAAACAAUCAUGGAUCAUUACAAAUAAUAUGUGAAUAUCACCGACUGCGUUGCCCUGCCCGAGGAACAACGCUUCUAUUUCGACCCUUGGACCAUCUGCAUCCUUUGGAGUUCCACAGGCAUGGUGGUUCAGUUUUUAGUCUUGCUGGCUCAACCAUUGACUUAAGAUCUUGCAAUACUAGUUUGGAAGUUGCUGAGGCACAAACUGCCCGCUCGUCAGAGGAGGAGGCAUCCGCCUUAUCCAUAUGGGCUGUUGCAUGCAUAUGUGGCUCCUUGAGACUUGAUAAUGUGUUAACCAUGUUUGCUGCGGCACUCUUGGAGAAGCAAAUUGUGGUUGUUUGCUCUAAUUUGGGAAUCCUGUCUGCCUUAGUUUUGUCAAUUAUUCCACUAAUCCAACCCUUCCGGUGGCAGAGCCUUCUAAUGCCGGUUUUGCCUAAUGACAUGCUGGACUUCUUGGAUGCUCCUGUCCCGUACAUAGUAGGUGUAAAAAACAAAACCUCCGAAGUCAUGACAAGGUUGUCAAAUGGCAUUCUGGUUGAUGCUAACAAGAACCAGGUACAAUCACCCACAAUGCCACAAUUGCCCAAGCAAAAAGAGUUAAUCUCAUCUUUAAGUCCAUACCACGCAAAGCUUGUUGGGGAAAGUUAUUUAGCAAAAAGAAGGCCAUUGUAUGAAUGCACCGAAGUCCAGAUUGAAGCCGCCAAAGGCUUCCUGUCAGUGCUAAGAUCAUAUAUGGAUUCUCUUUGCUCAAAUUUGCGGUCUCAUACAAUUACUAACGUUCAGUCCAAUGAUGAUAAGGUAUCUUUACUCUUAAAAGAGAGUUUUAUCGAAUCAUUCCCAAGGCGCGAUAGGCCAUUUAUGAAGCUUUUUGUGGACACACAGCUCUUCUCUGUACAUACAGAUCUUGUACUCUCGUUCUAUCAAAAGGAUUAGUGUCAUCACCAUAGGUAUAGAAUUGUUGGUAUCAAGGUAUAAAAAAGAAAAGUAAAGUAUACCUUCAGAUCCAGCUUUGUAAAAUUUAUAAUACUUCGCUAUAGUCGUGUUAGGUUUUAUUUACCAGUGUAAUAGAAAUGUUGUGUUUUUGUGUUGUGGGUCUGCUCAUUGUAAAAAAAAUUUAGUUACAAAUAUAUGUACUUCCUCAUACCUCUGUGUAAACAACUUUGCCUAGGUAGGAUUUUUUGAAUACAAAGAGGAAACUACUUGUGAAAACAA
Papaver somniferum (opium poppy) is the source of this 3081-nucleotide messenger RNA. RefSeq lists its product as uncharacterized. The transcript has 19 exons. The record is from RefSeq and is a predicted model, not a curated record. Bases 421 to 2802 code for a protein of 793 amino acids. Lineage: Eukaryota; Viridiplantae; Streptophyta; Magnoliopsida; Ranunculales; Papaveraceae.